AUUUCUUUAUUGGUUGGUGCAGGUUUCAUUUAACUUAUUUUUUUCAUCGGCUUUCUGAUACACGAUGGCCGAAAUGAAAAUGAGAGAAUUGUCUUCGGACCAGAAAGCUGCUCGUUAUCGGAAAAAGGAGAAAGAAGAACUGGAUCCUAGUGGUAGGAUGGACUCAGAAAGAGAAGCACUACUGACUGAGAAGAAACUGAAGAGGCGACGCAUUUUUGAAAGGAUCCUCUUCUAUUCCGUUUUCUAUGCAUGUCUUGUGGCUUUCUUCGCUAUAAUGAUGCUGAUUCAUCACCAAACUCUGGAUGAGAACAAGCCAAAAUACCAGAAUAUUUACGGAGCAAUUGGGAAUACCCCAGGUCUUGGUGUACGGCCAAAAUCUGAUGUGAAUGAGAGUGCUCUGAUUCACAUUAAACAAGAAUACGAACAGUUGACUCAAAGCAGUGGUGGUUCAAUUGUCCAAUGCUAUCCUGGCAAAGUUCUGAGACCCGGAGAAGUAUGCCCUUUUGACAUUCGGCUCUUGGGGACAAGCAUGUGUACGAAGGAAAAUCGUUUUGGUUAUGAUCGUGGAAAUCCGUGCAUCAUCCUAAAAAUUAAUAAGGUUUAUGGAUGGAUUCCUGAAACAUAUGGCCCGGAAGACAAUCUUCCCGAUGAAAUGCCAGAAUUUCUGAAGCGAGAAGUCAGGAAAACCAGCGUCAGCCGCGAGUUCAGCUUGUAUAGUAAUGUAAGAACUGGCUUCGUUGCCUUGUCGCUUUCUUUGGGUGUGACCAUUUUUAUUCUUGAAUUGAAGGAUGAAAACAGAAGACCGCCAAGUGUCUGGCUUUCAUGUGAAGGAAUCACGUCUGCAGACAGGGAAUAUUUGGGUGCUGUGGAAUAUUUUCCUUAUCCCGGUUUUCCGGCAUAUUUCUUCCCGUACACGAAGACGCCGGGUUAUUUAUCGCCUCUUGUUGCUCUUCAUCUCAAAGAUCCAAAACCUGUGACUUCAUCGAGUGUUACAAAAAAGCCGAAGAAUCCGGAGCUUGCUGCCCGCGUGAAGUUGAUGAAACUGAAGCAGUCCUCGAAAGGUGACCCUCUAAUUCCUGCGGACGAGCGCGUG
Notodromas monacha is the source of this 1093-nucleotide messenger RNA. Lineage: Eukaryota; Metazoa; Arthropoda; Ostracoda; Podocopida; Cyprididae. The record is from the annotation of a GenBank genome assembly.